This is a messenger RNA of Myripristis murdjan (pinecone soldierfish), 994 nucleotides long. RefSeq names its product transcription factor BTF3-like. Bases 152 to 640 code for a protein of 162 amino acids. The record is from RefSeq and is a predicted model, not a curated record. The transcript is spliced from 6 exons. Lineage: Eukaryota; Metazoa; Chordata; Actinopteri; Holocentriformes; Holocentridae.
ACAGAGAAUAAACGAUCAUGCCUUCGCCGUGCUAGGGAAAAACAUUGGACCCGAGCUGGCACGCCGUCUAUCUCAGUGCGUCACUUCCUGUCUUCCCUCCUUUCUUCGAGCUUCCACCGACUGUGUGACCCGCGUGUUUACACACUCCCAGAUGAAGGAGAAUAUAAUGAACCAGGAGAAGCUCGCCAAACUGCAGGCGCAGGUUCGCAUAGGCGGCAAGGGGUCGGCCCGCAGAAAGAAGAAGGUGGUGCACAGAACAGCCACAGCCGAUGACAAGAAACUGCAGUUCUCCCUCAAGAAACUGGGAGUCAACAACAUCUCUGGCAUUGAGGAGGUGAACAUGUUCACAAACCAGGGAACAGUGAUCCACUUUAACAACCCAAAGGUCCAGGCCUCCUUGGCUGCCAACACCUUCACCAUCACAGGUCACGCUGAGAACAAGCAGCUCACAGAGAUGCUCCCCGGCAUCCUAAACCAGCUCGGAGCCGACAGUCUCACCAGCCUCAGGAGAUUAGCAGAGACCCUGCCUAAGCCAGCUGGAGAGAACAAAGCCCCCAUGGUCGCUGCUGAAGAGGAGGAUGACGAGGUUCCAGAUCUUGUUGAGAACUUUGAUGAGGCUUCAAAGAACGAGGCAAACUAACAACCACCAGUGGACAUUUCAAGGCUUUUCUUGACGUUGUAUUUUGACACAGUAGCUUUUAUUUUAUAACUGUUCAUCUCCCUCUUUGCUCUAUGGCUACAAAUAAAAGUUGCUCUUACCGUAAUUGUUACCUUGACCAUUAGGGAUGAAAUACAUAAGUCAUUUUAUAUGUCAGCCCUGAUACCCUGUUGUCUGAUUUGCCUUGUUCUGCUGUCCCAGUGAAAAGAUUUUAUCCAGUGGAAUGUGCAUCCCUUUUGUCUGUGUCACGCCGCCUCUCCCGCGCUGUGAUGCCAACACAUCAAAUGUAUCGGUGAACUCAAUCAUGUAAUAAAAAUAACAUUUAAAUUUCUAAAA